This is a messenger RNA of Struthio camelus australis, 3827 nucleotides long. The record is from RefSeq and is a predicted model, not a curated record. NCBI's taxonomy places the organism in Eukaryota, Metazoa, Chordata, Aves, Struthioniformes, Struthionidae.
CAGCCUCUCCUCAUGUGAGAGAUUCUCCAAUCCCCUAAUUGUCUUUGUGGCCUUUCACUGGACUUGCUGCAGUAUGUCUAUGUCUGUCUUGUAGUGGGGAGCCCAGAACAGCACAUGCACUCCAGGUGUCUCACCAGUGCUGAGGAGAAGGAUCGCUUCCUCGUCCUGCUGACAAUGCUCUUCCUAAUGCAACCUAGGAUACCGCUGGCUGCCUUCGCUGCAAGGGCAUGCUCUUGGCUCAUGUUCAACUUGUCCACCAGCACCCUCAGGUCUUUUUAGGAAAAAGCUGCUCUCCAGCUAGUUGGCCCCCAGCCUGUACUGGUGCAUGGGGUUAGUCCUUCCCCAAGCGCAGGACUUUGUAUUUCUCUUUGAACUUCACGAGACUCCUGUUUACCCAUUUCUCCAGCCUGUCAUGGUCCAUCUGAAAAGGCAGCACAACCAUCUAGUGUAUCAGACACUCCUUGAUUUACGUCAUGAUAAACUGGUCUCUGACUCCUUUUCCUCUGUAGAUAAGCUGCAUAGUCUCUUAAUAGUACUCUUUUGCAGUACAUACUUUCUGUGGCAAAACUUGCCAUCCCCCAUUGUCCCCCUCCCAGCCCAUUACCAUAGUAGACGGUGUCUGCAGUAAAAAAAAGUCUUCAGGCUCUAGGCAUAACUGGCUUUAUGGUCGAGGACCUUAAAAAAGCUUAAAGGAACGAUUUCUUUACAAAGUAAGCUAAGGAUUAGAUUUUAGAAAUAUCAGAAUAUAAUGAACUGGUAAGGAUCUCUGGGUAGCGAAGAUAAAUUUCAAAGCCUAAUGCUUAAGUGUUCAUCCACAUUGCAUGUUGUGUAUUAUCGUAUUUUUCCUUACUAUUAUAAAGGCUAAUAACUGAAGCUGGCUUAAGAAAUCAUCGUACUACUGACUGAAAGCUUUGCCACUUGUGUUUUUUCAGACGCUCCUAUUGCAAAAGCUGCUGUUGCAAAGAAAUAAAAAUUUUUAUAAGAGAAUGGAUGGAGAAGAGAAAACAUACGGUGGGUGUGAGGGCCCAGAUGCUAUGUAUGUGAAGUUAAUAUCUUCUGAUGGCCACGAGUUCAUUGUAAAAAGAGAGCAUGCAUUAACAUCAGGAACAAUAAAAGCUAUGUUGAGUGGACCAGGACAGUUUGCAGAAAAUGAAACAAAUGAGGUGAAUUUUAGAGAGAUCCCAUCCCAUGUCCUAUCCAAAGUAUGCAUGUAUUUCACCUACAAGGUCCGCUAUACUAACAGCUCUACGGAGAUUCCUGAAUUCCCAAUUGCACCUGAAAUUGCACUGGAACUUCUGAUGGCUGCAAACUUCUUAGAUUGUUAAAUAAAAUAAAUUAUAAUAAAAAUGUAAACUUUUUUCAGUAUUUAAUACCUGUAGUUCAGUUAGUAACUUUUUUUCAGAUAGCAUGUUGCGUGUGUGCUGUUGAGAACUGUAAAGUUCACUGCAGAGGCAAUUGCCUUCAGUCCUUUUGCAUAUAGCAAUCACUCAGUUGAAAUUUGUUUUGCCGCUUACACAAGUAAGGACCUUUUCACAAACUGAGACAAAUAAACAAAUAUGCCAAUUAGUAGAUGGCUAUGCCUUAUCCUUUAGGUGUGGUAGAACUUUCUUUUAAUGCAAUGACCAUAUAAAAUACUGGAGUUUAGGCUAAUGCUCUAAAAGGUAAUUAUAGCUAAAUACAAGUAGCUGUUUAAGGUUUCUAACUUUCUUUUAUUGUUGCAGUUUCUAAACAUCUGAACUUAAUCUCCUUUAUAAGGUAGCUGUCCUUUAGCAUAGUUAAACCAAGUAGAUUAGAAGUGCCCUCAGUAGGGUUUGUAUACUGACAGCAAUAUUCCAUUUAGGUUGCAAGUGGAGUAUGUAGGAGAAUGUUUAAGGCUUUUAGUUAAAAUCAUAGUAUAGACACAUGAAAAAGUGUACUUGGUACAUUUUUCUUUUGUAACCUAAAUUUCCCCCUUUAUCAUUUAAAAUACUCAAGUCACUUGUCUGUAGAGUAAGUCUGUGACCCUAAUGACAGUGGCUUUUAAGGGAAAACAUAACUGUAUUACAAUCUUUGUGUAUAUUAUCUUCUGUAUAACAUAUAAGGUUAUUCUUAAUGUACUGUCACUUGACCUGAUACGGAUUUUAUAUGUCAGCUAUGUUUUUUUUUCCAUUGUUGUGAUUGGUUAUGUAAACUCUGUAUUUAACCUUUAGAGUAGUAGUCAUUUAAAUUUUCUAACAUAGUCAUUGAAAGAUAGCAGUUAUCCUAUUCUUUACCUUUUCCCUAGCCUCGCUCUUACUUCCACAGGAAAAAAACCCUGAAAUGCGAAGCCCUUUUGUAUUUGAAGGAAAGGGGCAUUAACCAGAUGUUAAAGGAGCUUUUUUAUAAAUUUCUUAAAUAUUUCCAAUGUUUUUACAAAUAUUUUAGGGGGAAAGGAUUGGCAAGCCACGGACAUAAUACUUGAGUGGAACACAUCAUCGCUUGGUAGUUGCUGCUGGUAAUUGCCUAUCCUAUCAAUUCUCUGUUCAAAACAGGUUCCCAUAAAACAAAAAAAUUGAACUGAGACAAGAAACUGCUUUUUGUUCAGCAACAGCCUGAAGAACUUCUGCCAAAGUCAUCUGUAAAUGACAGUGAUAAAUCUUAAUGUAUCAUGAAAAAAUGAUGCAAGGACAAUGUAGUAGCAUUUCCAUCAGCUCUCACUACUUCAGAUCUGUUGUAUCAAGAAUUGGUUGUGGUCUGUUAUGAAAAUGCCACUAACAGGUGGUGGGACUUCUUUAUUAAUGUAUUAACUAAAUAAUGGUGAAUUUAGAGGGUGGUUAAAAACUGUGUCUAAACCUGUUUGCUAGCAUAAAUACAAAAACCUAUGAAGAGGUUGUCUUGGUAAAAACUGGUAACGUUGCAUAGACUAUGCAGUCUGCCCACAGAUGAGUUCAGUUCUGGCAAAUGAACUUUUACUCUGGACUUGAACAGUGCUUGACAGACACGCUGACAUUUGUCAAUGUGUUGAUAGAUUAGCUAACGUUUAUUCACGUCACACUUUGGCACAAUUUAUUGUGUUUACUGUGGAGAUGUUUGUGACUAGAUUGGUUUUGCACGUUAAAGCUGAAGCGCAUUGCAAGGCUAUUGGCAAAAGGCAAAAACCUAUGUUUAAGCACUCUGGUUAGUGCUAUUAGUAACUCAUUUUCAAGAGCACUAAAAAGAUGAAAAAACACAAAACAGAAAUACCCUGUUAUGCUGCUUUUACUCAAGCCACUAGAAAUACCCGGGAAGUUAAAGGAGUAACAACGUGGAUAUUUUAGUCCCAACUUCAUUUCAGACUGAGAGGCUCUUAAGUUCUUCAGCCAUCUUUUAACAGCCUUCAGGUUAGUGACUUGAAAUGUAAAAAGUCUAAAACUUUAGUUUGAAAUGGAAGUGAAAAGUUGAGCUUAGCUUAACUUCAUUUUAAAAUGGAUGGGGUGGGUUUUAUGGGCCCUUGGGGGGGGGAGAGGAGGGGGAACCUUCCAAAAAUGUGUUUAAAAUACAUUGCGUUUUAUGAUUGCAUAUUUCAGCCCUAAGGUAAAACAGCUGUUUUAUUUCUGCAUUAUAAUUUCAUGUUUUUUCUUCAGCUUAAUGUAUCAUACAGUAGCUUUGAACACUCAGGAAAUGCAGUAGUGUCCUAUAAUGCACUAUUUGCAAAACACCGGCUGUUAAGAAAACUAACCUGCAACUAUCUAAGGGGGAACGGUGCAGAGGUAAUUAGUGCAAUUGACUUGGUAGUGAUGUGGGUAUGCUAUUAACAGACGAUUGGAAACUUACCACACUUAACCCCUGAGUUCUAAAUAAAUUUCAAAAUUGAAAUUUUUACAACUGUG